Molecule: messenger RNA, 1506 nt
Organism: Arabis nemorensis
Lineage: Eukaryota; Viridiplantae; Streptophyta; Magnoliopsida; Brassicales; Brassicaceae
Source: the annotation of a GenBank genome assembly
AUGUUCAAGAAAAUCAUGAAAGGUGGGCAUCGAAAGCCCUCUAAAUCCGAGGCUAAUGAACCUUCUAGUUAUGGGAUUGGUCCUCCGGCUAGGUCAGGUCCUGGUUCCAAUGUGGUCGUUAGCCACGCAUCUCGUGGUGCACUAGUUCCUUCUUCUCCGUCGCCAGUUACGGCCACUCCACCGCCUCCUCCGAUAGGCUCGGUGGAGCCACUCCCUUUGUUCAGGGAUGUGCCGGUUUCAGAGAGGCAAACCUUGUUCUUGAGGAAACUCCAGAACUGCUGUUUCCAAUUCGAUUUCACGGAUACGAUUAAGAACGCGAGAGAGAAGGAGAUUAAGAGGCAAACGCUGUUGGAGCUGGUGGAUUUUAUACAGUCUGGAGCUAGUAAGAUCUCAGAGUCAUGUCAGGAAGAAAUGAUUAAGAUGAUUUCUGUUAAUAUAUUCCGGUGUCUACCUCCAGCAUCACAUGAGAAUACGGGUCAAGAGCCUGCAGAUCCUGAGGAAGAGGAGCCUUAUUUGGAACCUUCUUGGCCUCAUUUACAGCUAGUUUACGAGUUGCUACUGAGAUAUGUUGUUUCAACUGACACAGAUACGAAGGUGGCCAAACGGUAUAUCGACCAUUCUUUUGUGUUGAAGUUGCUUGACUUGUUUGAUUCAGAGGACCCGAGAGAGAGGGAGUAUUUGAAAACGAUUCUUCAUAGGAUCUAUGGGAAGUUUAUGGUUCACAGGCCCUUUAUUAGGAAAGCAAUUAACAACAUAUUCUAUAGGUUUAUCUAUGAGACUGAGAGACAUAGUGGGAUAGGGGAACUCUUGGAGAUUCUAGGCAGUAUUAUAAACGGGUUUGCGUUGCCUAUGAAGGAGGAGCACAAGCUAUUUUUAAUCAGGGUGUUGAUACCACUGCAUAAGCCAAAACCAAUCGCGAUAUAUCAUCAGCAGUUAUCUUAUUGCGUAGUUCAGUUUGUGGAAAAAGAUUAUAAGCUUGCUGAUACAGUAAUCAGGGGAUUGUUAAAGUAUUGGCCUGUGACAAACUGCAUGAAGGAGAAUCUCUUCCUUGGAGAACUUGAAGAAAUUCUUGAGGCAACACAGCCUGUUGAGUUCCAGCGUUGCAUGGUUCCGUUAUUCCAACAGAUUGGUCGCUGCCUCAAUAGCUCUCACUUUCAGGUUGCAGAACGAGCAUUGUUCUUGUGGAACAACGAGCACAUUGUGGGCCUAAUCGCGCAGAACCGAAGCGUGAUCCUUCCAAUCAUAUACCCUGCACUGGAGAAGAACAUCCAGUCUCAUUGGAACCAAGCAGUUCAUGGUCUAACCGCAAAUAUCAAGAAAAUGUUCAUGGAGAUGGAUCCUGAGCUAUUUGAAGAAUGCCAGAGACAGUACGAAGAGAAACAAGCGAAAUCCAAAGAAGUUGAAGAACAACGACAAUAUACAUGGAAGAGAUUAGCCCAAGCAGCGGCAGAGCGAGACGGAGGAGGAAGAGAAAGAGAAGAAGAAGAUCAUAUGAUCACUUCCUAG